Suillus subalutaceus is the source of this 690-nucleotide messenger RNA. RefSeq lists its product as uncharacterized. Gene Ontology annotation, molecular function: cysteine-type peptidase activity. Gene Ontology annotation, biological process: proteolysis. The transcript has a single exon. The record is from RefSeq and is a predicted model, not a curated record. Lineage: Eukaryota; Fungi; Basidiomycota; Agaricomycetes; Boletales; Suillaceae. The annotation marks the transcript as partial.
UUUUGGCGCCAAGCGUAUACUCUCCUUGACAUCCAAAACAAAUGGCGACAGGCAGAAGCCUUCCUUACCAAACGCCAAUCCAAUCCAGUGGCCUCUACCUUCCAUCUUGCCUUGAGCAGGUUAUCUUGGUCAGGCUCCACGAAAGGUUUCUGUGACUGGUCACCCAUUCAUGACCUUGCAGAUUUCGCAUCGCAGAAAUGGCUGACCGAUACAAAUCUGAAUAUGAUGUUGGACAUUGUAUAUGGAGAUAAGGAUGUAGCAUCGAAGCAUACCUUUGAAACUGCAUAUUUUGUGCCAUUACUAUUACUCGCACAUGACGAGCGUGCCGAGAAAGAUUAUUUGACCUCGUGGGAGGCAAAACCUUUUCGCAGUGCCGCCGAGCAGUUGUUCAAGGGACACUACAAAAGCCUUGGUAUCCCUUUCCAUAUCCACGAGAACCAUUGGACUGCAGUUCUGAUCAAUGCGGAGGACCAGAAAGUCCUCUAUGGAGACUCAUUUGGCGCAGCUAUUCCAAAUAACCUGAAGGCAGCCAUUGAUUGGUGGCUCUCGCACCAUUCACCAACUCCCUUGACAUGGGAUGAUCUACAGAUUUCCUGCCAGGAGGAUACGCACUCCUGCGGUGUCUUAGCUGUCAAUGCCCUCGCUCAUUUCGUCCAACCAAUGAAGUUCCCUCUAUUAUCAUCUUCCGAC